AAGUGCCACACCUCCAUCCAUCGCCAUUAAAACAGUUUCUCUCUCUACUGUAAAACUUCAAUUCAUGAUUCACCCAAAUUUCAUUAAAAAGGGUGGAGCGAAGUAAGCUAGCUAGCUGAGAAAAGGAAUCUCUCUGUAACAAUUUCUAUUUUCUAUCGGGUUGGAUUACGUACCAAUGAACAACUAGAUAUGCGUGAUAAGGAGAGAGAAAAAGUGUGUAUAAAAGGUUAGAUUAGUGGGUUCGGCUGAUGCUACGGUAGGGACUUCGUCGGAGAAAGUCAUAGACAUGGAUCUUGAGAAUUAUUCAUUCUUCUUUUACAAAUAUUCAUCAUCUUCUCUUUCUUUCAGGUUUUCUUCUUCUUUCAUCCCAUUGAUUUCCAUGCUUUCUGGAAGUUUUAUAUCUGUGUUCAAACCCACUUCCCUUACCAAACCCACAUCCUCAUUUUCCCCUAUAUCUCUUUCCACUUCCAAUUCUGAAGAACAUGCCUGAUUCUCUAUAAAUUGUUUUUUUUUUUCUCACUUUUCACUUUUCAUUCUUCCUCUCUUUUCUCUCUUUCUCUUUUCUUUCUCAAUGUUGAUUGCUUCUUUGACUGGCUGGUGUCAUCAUCACCCUUCUUCAACAACAGCAACUGACAUGCCGGUGACCGGAAUAGCGGCUUCUUUGACAAUUCGUCAAGAUUAUUGUAAUCCCCGAUUUUUCAGGUACCCUUCAAACGGAAAUCAAACUGAUCUUAAGAAGUAUGCAAUUGGUGGGUUGGAGAUGAAUCAUCAUCAUCAUCGUUCUUCUUCGAUUGGAGACAACAAGAUGAACAUCACGAAGAAGAAGAAGAUCAGUUUGACUCCUAUGGCUAAUUCUACUCUAGCCUCAACAAACAACACCUCCAGUUCUGAUCUUUAUCAAGAGGUUAUUAAGGUAGCUAGGCAAAAGUUUACUCAAGAGAUAUCUUUCCAAUCUAAAGAUAAAGACAUCUCUCUUGCAAGGGUUUUGAUGUACAUUGCAGCUGAAGAUGAAGCAUUUGUAUCUUAUAACCGUGAAAUGGAUGGUAGGUUUGUAAAAAACGAGAGGGAAGAUACCCAAAAUCAAUCUGAAAACGAAGAAUGGGAAUAUCUUGAGACAAUGCCUUUAGGAGGAAAGAACAUUAAUGGUUGGCUUACUGAGUUAGAUUCUAUUGCUAAGGAAGUUGAGGCUGAGCUGGUUUCGCGAGAAAUAGGUUGUCAUUUCGUAGAGGUUUUGGAGGCAGUUAAUGUUGUUCUUUUUGGGUUGAGAGGUUUUAAAAGGUCCCCGGUUCUUGUUGAUCCAAAGUAUUGCUAUUUACACUCGGUUUUGAGUGAUGGAUGUGGAAGUGCGAUCUUACUUAGUAUAAUAUAUAUUGAGGUUUGUCGACGACUUAAUCUAACUAUUGUUGGUUCACGAGUUGGGGAAGAGUUUUUGAUUUGGCCCCAAAUGGGAAAUCCUGAGGAGCUUUUUAAGGUAACUUCUGGGCACAGUCUGUUUGGUGUUGUAAAUGGAAGAUGUGUAGAUGAUCCUAGAUCAAAAGCCUCAGAUUUAAACAGCAGUUCACUUUCUGGAUUAGACAUUGCCACAAACCGUGAUAUCAUUGGGAUUUAUCUAGCAAAUUUGAUUAGACUUCAUUGGAAACGUGCUUCGAGAAUGAACCAUGGGUUAAUGCUAACUUCACCACUGAGACCUGUUCAUGAUCAAAAUGAAUUAAACAACAACAAUAUAGACAGUUCAAAUAUUCCUUUGAUUCGACCUCAAGAUCUAAGGCUGGCUAUCAUGGCUUCAGAAAGAUUAUUGAUUCUGCAACCACAUAAUUGGUCUUUGAGGAGAGACCAUGGGAUGAUGUUGUACUAUAGCAGAGAUUACAAGAAAGCAGUCCAAGAGCUUAGCAUAUGCAUGGCGUUUGCACCAGAGGAAGAGGCAGAAGUUUUGGAACCGUUUGUGGAGAAAUUGCAUUUGCUGCAACUUGAGUCGUCUUGGAAGUCUCUUGGCCAAAAAGGUAGACACAAAGUCGGUUAGACUCUUUUUUUGGGUUAGAAAUCACUAUUUCUCGAAUUCAGGUCCUUUUUUUAAUUGUACUGUAAAUGCAAAGUCUUUUUCUUUAAAGCUAUAUUAUUCAGUUGCUUGGAAUGUGAUUGUAGUGAAGAUCACAAUUAAAUGGAAUGAACUUAAUGGUAAA
This is a messenger RNA of Impatiens glandulifera, 2180 nucleotides long. RefSeq lists its product as uncharacterized. The transcript is spliced from 8 exons. The coding region runs from base 572 to 2020 and encodes 482 amino acids. The record is from RefSeq and is a predicted model, not a curated record. NCBI's taxonomy places the organism in Eukaryota, Viridiplantae, Streptophyta, Magnoliopsida, Ericales, Balsaminaceae.